Messenger RNA from Cavenderia fasciculata, 147 nucleotides. RefSeq lists its product as uncharacterized. The record is from RefSeq and is a predicted model, not a curated record. The transcript has a single exon. Bases 1 to 147 code for a protein of 48 amino acids. Lineage: Eukaryota; Evosea; Eumycetozoa; Acytosteliales; Cavenderiaceae.
AUGGAUACAUGUCAAUGCAGAGAUGAUCGGGCACGCCAGUCGGUCUUAAUGUCAUGGGUUUACACAAAAAUGAUCGAAGCUAAAUCCGUCACAGACAACCCAUCCCGUGAAAACAAAAAAGUAGGAUCGGUCUCUUUGCUUCUUUGA